Molecule: messenger RNA, 1251 nt
Organism: Camelina sativa (false flax)
Lineage: Eukaryota; Viridiplantae; Streptophyta; Magnoliopsida; Brassicales; Brassicaceae
Product: protein SODIUM POTASSIUM ROOT DEFECTIVE 1
Molecular function (GO): metal ion binding
Source: RefSeq, a predicted model, not a curated record
AUUUAUAUUUGACUACAGAAACCUCUCCACGUUUUGAUUGCACACAACACUUAUAGACUUUGUCUUACAAUUCACAAGCAAAAAAAAAAGAUAUGUUAUGUGCCUCUCAAGCAUCAGCUACAACCAUUUGCUCAAGUAUGGACAAAACCUCACAACCUUCUUCUUCUUCUUCUUCUUCUUCAGCCACAAUACGGCUCGGUGGUCGAGCCAUCGACCGUCAUAACCCAAUCAUACGUGACGGUCGGAGACUCACUCUUCCACCUUCUCCGAACCUUAAUCCCUCUUCUUCGUCUUCUUCUACUUAUCAUACUCCUCUCAAGACUAGAUUAGGUCUAGAGAGUAGUGAGCAAAAACGUGUAGCGAAGAGGAAGAGCAAGAAAGGUGACGCUGACGUUGGUAAGUCACCGGUUAGUUGUUUUAGCAGUGACACUCCCCAGGGCUCUUCAAGAUACUUAUUGAGCAACCCGGUUCUCUUUGACGGGUUUGUGGAUUCCGACCCGAUUCAACUACCUAUUGAUGAACCGGAGAUAACCAAAGCUGAUGAUUUGGAUAACUUUCAUGAAGAUAGGCUGAUCAUAAACGCCUCAAAGUAUGUCUCAUCAUCAUCAUCUUCUACUUUCUUGGGUAAGAAGCAACCCGAUUUCUUCGGAGGGUUCUUGGAUUAUGAACCGGUUCUGUCUCCGGAUAAUCCUUUCUCUGAACCAACAAAAGCUUCUCCUACAGCAUCUCUGAGCUCACUUGAAGAUAAAAAUGAUGUUUCCUCCCCGGAUUUCAAAUUCUCUCUUCCUCCUCCACCACCUCCUUCUCCUCCUCCACCGUCGCCGCCACCGACAUCACAGGAGAAGAACUCCUCUUCCGAUCAAGUAGUUGUUCUGAGAGUUUCACUUCAUUGCAAAGGCUGUGCCGGGAAAGUCAAGAAACAUCUAUCAAAAUUGAAAGGAGUGACGUCGUAUAACAUAGACUUCGCAGCAAAGAAGGUUACCGUGACGGGAGACGUAACGCCGUUGACUGUGUUGGCGAGUAUUUCCAAAGUUAAAAACGCACAGUUUUGGCCUGAGAUUAUUACUCAGAAGUGAUUCCUUUUUUUACCCCGCUGUUUUCUUCAUAUGUAUGUUCUUAUCUUUAUUUUUUUGGUUUUGGAAGACAAACUUUGUGAAAAUGUUACUCUUUUGUGUUCAUUUGUGUGUUGUUAACUUGUUAUGGCUUUAGAAUUAAAAAUAUAUAAGAGUUUUAAUGGUAAAGUUUUUGUUA